AUGCCUUGUAGCGCAAACCUCUCCCAGCAGGAGGAGGCGGACGAGUUGGCGCCAGCCAGGUCCUACUCGUCCAUCUUGUUCGAGUCUCCUGUGGAUCAUCUUCACAACCCCGGGCACAAGGGAGAUCAGGAGGAAGACUUCGACUCGCCGGACUACGACUCCGACCUUGACAUGGAGAUGGAAACGAGCUCUACCUCCUCCUCGCUCUACACCUCGAUAGACCAUGAUCAGCCUCAAGCUGCCUCGUCGUCUCUUGAACAGGCUGCUGGUUCGCUUUCCAAGCACGGGAGGACGUGGGACGGCGAGGCUCGCGCGAGGCACAGCGAGCGAUGCACAGGGAGAUCGAGGCUGACGCUCUCGGAGAAGACGGACAUCAUCAAGCUCUACUACGAGCCGUCCUCCUCGAGGCCUCCGGUGGACCAGAAGACGCUGGCUCGGAUGUACGGGAAGAGCAAGGCAGCGAUCAGCAAGAUCUUGAAGCCGGAGUACGCGCACCGGGUGCUGUCGAGCUAUGCCAAGGUCGUGGGGGCAGAGGAGAUGACCAAAAUGCAUCUUGACAGAACGAAAGAACAACCAGGCGACGGUGACAGUCAUCAACCAGCUGGUUCUGUGAAUGAGACACUUGAUGGAAUGUAG
Messenger RNA from Guillardia theta CCMP2712, 636 nucleotides. RefSeq lists its product as hypothetical. Bases 1 to 636 code for a protein of 211 amino acids. The record is from RefSeq and is a predicted model, not a curated record. Lineage: Eukaryota; Cryptophyceae; Pyrenomonadales; Geminigeraceae. The transcript has a single exon.